Molecule: messenger RNA, 674 nt
Organism: Perognathus longimembris pacificus (Pacific pocket mouse)
Lineage: Eukaryota; Metazoa; Chordata; Mammalia; Rodentia; Heteromyidae
Gene: Tmem45b
Product: transmembrane protein 45B
Source: RefSeq, a predicted model, not a curated record
GUCCUAGAACUCGGAUGGCAAACUUCAAGGGUCAUGCUCUCCCAGGGAGUUUCUUCUUGAUCAUUACAUUGUGGUGGUCAGUCAAGUUCCCACUGAAGUACUUUCACCAGAAGGGCAAGAAGAGCAGGCUGAGCCAGCACCAGCAGCAGGUUGAAACCAUUGAAGCUGCAGUCAGAAUUUUCUAUUGUGUUGUUGGGAUGCCGGCAGAGCAGCUUGUUAAGUAUGGGCCCUUCUUCCAUCUCUACCACAAUGACCACUGGGUGAAGUUGAUGAACUGGCAGCACGCCACAAUGUACCUCUUCUUUGGAAUCUCAGGAAUCAUUGACAUGCUCACCUAUCUCACCCACAUCAUGCCCUCGGGGGUGGACAGACUGGUGAUGUGUACAUCAGUACUCAAUGAAGGCUUUCUCUUCUACUGCCACAUUCACAAUCGACCCCCGCUGGACCAGCACAUCCACUCACUCCUGCAGUUUGUUGCAUUUGGAGAAAGUAUCACUACCUUCCUUGAGGUGCUUCAUCGGGACAAUGUUGUGCUGGAACUUCUAAGAGCCGCUCUUGCUAUUCUUCAGGGAUCCUGGUUCUGGCAGAUUGGAUUUGUACUGUUCCCACUGGAUUUAGACCCAGCAUCUCUUCAUCUCAAAUUUACCUUUUCUGCACUUAAGGGGGGAUGCUAG